AACAGGAACUGUGCUGUGACAUAUUCAAAAACAGAUAUCGCUUCAGCUCAGUUUCGGCAGAGAGCUGGAGGAGGAACAAGCAGUUUGUUUUGAGCUCCUUCUGCUGGAAAACUAUCUGCAUCUGCUCCGUGCGAGCAGUGCAUGAAAGGAAAAUGUCAUCUUCAUAUGAACGCCUUCAUGACAGUUAUGUUUCAAACAAAGGGAGGUCGACCAGCUGUGUGGCAUUAGCUGUGCUUCUGGGCUGUCUGAUUGUCCUGGGGGUUUUGCUUGCCAUCGCUGUUCUGAAGAGACCCCCGCCGCCCAAAGACCAUGAGACACUUCCUCAGGACAACAGUGGAGGCAAUUCCUCUACAAAUCAGUGCAGCAUGGCCCUCGUGGAGAGCAUUCCCAUACAGAUGAAAUAUAAAGCCAAUGUAACGCUCGGGAUCCCUCUGGAACAAGUCUGGAAAGAUCUCAUCGCCAUGGCAACGGACCAAGUGGAUGUGGUCUCUUUUUACUGGACGUUAACUGGGGAAGACAUCAAAGUUAAUUCUUCCACUGACGUACCUGGAAGGAAUAUCCUGAAAGAACUUGGGGAGUUGCCCUCCAGGAAUAUAUCUGUCCGUGUGGUGACCAGUGUUCCCUCAGUUAGAACAAACUCCACAGAUUUAAAGAUCUUAAAGCAGAAAGGAGUCCAUGUGAGGGAGGUGAAUUUUGGGCGCCUGACACAAGGCGUCCUCCACAGCAAGUUCUGGAUCGUUGACAGAAAACAUGUGUUUAUUGGAAGCGCAAACAUGGAUUGGAGAGCUCUAACACAGGUGAAGGAAUUAGGAGUGGUCAUCUACAACUGCUCCAGUGUAGCAAAGGACCUCCAUAAGAUCUUCCAGUCGUACUGGGUGAUGGGACAGUCAAACAGCACCCUGCCGCAGCCCUGGCCUGCAAAGUUCGAGACUGACAUCAACUUAGAUCACCCCCUGCUGGUGGAAGCUGAGAAUGUCUCCAGCAGCAUUUACCUCUCAGCUUCUCCACCAUCAUUCUGUCCUCCAUCAAGGACUCAGGACCUGGAGGCUAUUCUCUCCAUCAUCUCAGAGGCUCAACACUAUGUUGAUGUAUCUGUCAUGGAGUACUUCCCCACCACACGCUUUGAAAGGCCUCUGAAAUACUGGCCGUUCAUCGAUGACGCCAUCAGGAUGGCCGCAUUCGAGAGGAAGAUUAAGUUCCGGAUGCUGAUCAGCUGCGGGCGGGACUCUGAUCCAGCCAUGCUUCCCUUCCUUCAGUCUCUAGCCUCAAUGGACAACCCUCACGAUGAUAUCAGCAUUCAAGUAAAAUUGUACAUUGUGCCUGUGGGAAACCAGACAGAUAUUCCAUACUCCAGAGUCAACCACAAUAAGUACAUGGUGACAGAUAAAGUAGCUUACGUUGGUACCUCCAACUGGUCAGGGGACUACUUUAUUACCACAGCUGGAGUGGGCCUAGUGAUUUCCCAGCAUGCUCCUCAACCUGAAUGGAAGACCAAGGCCCUGCAGAGCCAGCUCAGGGCGGUUUUUGACAGAGACUGGUACUCUGAGUAUGCUGUGAACCUGACUGACCUGGGGCACCGCCCUGACUGUGCACUAUCAACGUGACAGAGGACUGAAGUUGCACAUAAAAUAUGUAGUUAUUAAGGUUGUAUUUAUGCUUGUGUAUAAUUUGACUUAAUAAGUUCAUACACUUGUAACUGCAAGUAAGGUUUACUGACUUUUUUUCUUUGUUACAUUUUGUGGUUGACUGACUGUUGAAUGUAUUAUUACUAAAUAUACUGUAAAAUUUCUAAACACAUAUUAUAUAUAUAUAGUUGUUUUUUUUUUAAUUAAAUAUGUAUAAAUAUUUUACUUUUUUUCAAAUAAACAAAAUAAUAUUUGAAUCCAGAGUCAGCCAUACCUCGCUGUGUGGUGAAUGGUGAAACACCACUUGUGCCUACAGUUAUGACUUCAUCAGUAACACUGUGACUGUGGCUGUUAGCCCAAAAGACACUAUCACACUUGUUUUGGCAUUAUCCAUAUGCAGAAUUCUUUGAUAAAUAAAGAUUCAUAAUCAUAAUCAUUUUUGUUAAGGA
Molecule: messenger RNA, 2074 nt
Organism: Lates calcarifer (barramundi perch)
Lineage: Eukaryota; Metazoa; Chordata; Actinopteri; Centropomidae
Product: 5'-3' exonuclease PLD4
Exons: 11
Coding region: 153-1604 (483 amino acids)
Molecular function (GO): catalytic activity
Source: RefSeq, a predicted model, not a curated record